UCUUUCAUAUUUUAAACAAAAUGCGCGAUCAAGUCCAUAGUAUUCUUAAAGCAAUGUAUGAGAGAAAAAAACAAAUAGAAAAUGAGAAACAUCAAACCUCAUCCAAAGGUAAAGCCAAGAGAAAAAGGAUGGGUCAAGCAGAGAAGAUUGAGAACAAAAAAGAAAAGAAAAAGGCGAAAUACGAUCACAAUGAUGAGCAAGAAAAAGACGUUGUUUGUACAAGUUGCCACCAAAAAGGACACAAGAAUGCAAAAUCUUCCUUAUGCCCAAAUCGAAAGUUAACAAAACAAGAAGAACUUCAGCAGCUCAUGGGGAAUCGAAAGACAACAACAGUCAAAACAAAACUAGAAACUAUUCUGCGUCCUGCCCAUAGAAACAUAAAAGAAAAUAAUCAAAGUGUCCAAAGAUAUUAUGAACAUUUUAGUUCGUGCCCAGCUCUUUGUGGAUUACUAUAUCAUGAGCCACAAUGGACUUAUUGUCGAUAAGAAAGUCUUCACUCAGAACUUUUGGUAUUCUAUCAGUCAAUUGGUAUUGGACAAAACACCAACAAACAAAAAGUCUCUUCCAGACGACAUUUUUAGCAGCUGGGGAAAUUUUUCAAGUCGAUACAAAGAAAUAGUAUAUAGAAUGGAUAAUCCCGUUGCCGGAUAUAGUCAAUGCCUGACUGCUGCCUGUGUUGAAGUAGCGACAUGCUAUAAUGAUAUGAUUGUUGAAUGUUUUCAAUCAAGACUUAUGUCACAUUUGGUUCGUACAAUCAAAGCGUCAGUGAAGCAG
Messenger RNA from Rhizopus microsporus ATCC 52813, 774 nucleotides. RefSeq lists its product as uncharacterized. The transcript has 2 exons. Lineage: Eukaryota; Fungi; Mucoromycota; Mucoromycetes; Mucorales; Rhizopodaceae. The record is from RefSeq and is a predicted model, not a curated record. The coding region runs from base 21 to 485 and encodes 154 amino acids.